Messenger RNA from Venturia canescens, 1467 nucleotides. Its product is annotated as prostatic spermine-binding protein-like. NCBI's taxonomy places the organism in Eukaryota, Metazoa, Arthropoda, Insecta, Hymenoptera, Ichneumonidae. The transcript has 3 exons. Bases 408 to 806 code for a protein of 132 amino acids. The record is from RefSeq and is a predicted model, not a curated record.
GUAAAUUCCAAGAGCAAGUAUCUCACGCAGUUCGAAAUCUAGACAACAAAAAAACUUAGAAGUGGUUCGAACAUUCUGAAAAAUAUACGUUUACACCUCACAAAGUGGAUUUUUGUUGUCAUCACGCGAUCGAAUCUAUCAACGGGAAAAUAAAGAUCGAGUAUAAAGAAGAAAUCAGCGAAUCUACAUUUUCCAGCAGGUGCCUGAUGCAACAAGCUGCAAUCCCUAAAAACACCCCCGAUGGAAUGAGUGGACUCCAGGGCGAAUAUCGAAGAGUUGAUUUCGAUGAAAUUGGAAAACCACCGCCAUUGUAAUAACCGCAUAAGAAAAAGGCUGAGAAGAAGAAGCAAGGAAAUAUAGCAACUCCGUCUGUAAAUUUCGGUGACGACGAUUCCAACUUCAACAACAUGGAGUACAACUUCGACGAAAUCGACAACUUCUUGGACUACGACAAUGAUAACAAUUUCGACGAAAUCGACAACUUCUUGGACUACGACAAUGAUAACAAUUUCGACGACAUCGACAACUACUUAGACGACGUCGAUGACAACGACUUCGACGAAAUCGACAACUACUUAGACGACGACGAUGACAACAACUUCGACGAAAUCGACAACUACUUAGACGACGACAAUGACAACAACUUCGACGACGUCGACAACUACUUAGACUGCGACGACUACAACGACGUCGACAACUACUUAGACUGCGACGACUACAACGACGUCGACAACUACUUAGACGACUACCACUACGGCGACGGCGACGACGACGACGACGACGACAGCGACUACGACUAUUAUUAAUUUCAUUUUUUUUUCGUCCUGCCUUGCCAAUGAACGUCAUUGCAAAAGGGCCAGCACGUACUAUACUGGUACAACAAACGAAGGGGUAGAUUAAUAUAAUAAUGAAUAAGGGAAGGUAAUUUAAUCAGGAAGCUAAAUUUUAGGUACGAUGAAAUAAUGGUACGUCUACUGACAAAGGAUUUUCAAUAGUACGUUAAAUGGCGUAAAAGUGUUAUUUUCACGAGUCAAAAUGUGUCGUACAACACUGAAAUUGAGCGCAAUGUAAAGUACGACGGAUAAAUAUUUUUAAGAAGUCGUAAACGCGUACACUAUGGAUGAAUCUACGUCGACAUUAUUUAAAUAGUUUAGUUUUAUGGAAUGUUUGAGAUCAGAAUUCGUCGUAGCAUCGACUUUUGCAGAUAUGCUUGUUGCUGAACUUUGUUUUUUUUUACUACUAUCGUUAAACUCCUAGCAAAUCCUUUUGAUUUUUUUUUUCAAAUGUAAUAAAUGUACUCGAAAAGCACAACUUUUCGUUUUGUAACGACAGAACAUGAAAAAAAAACUUUAUUGUGCGUUGUCUACAUUUAUAAAAACACGUGUAAUAGUUAUAAAGGUCAUGAAAUUUUUCUGUACUAGCAGAAUGAGGAUUUGAAAUGAGCUUACGAAAUAAACAAUGAAAAAU